Fundulus heteroclitus (mummichog) is the source of this 1217-nucleotide messenger RNA. RefSeq names its product HIG1 hypoxia inducible domain family, member 1A (gene higd1a). The transcript is spliced from 4 exons. Gene Ontology annotation, biological process: mitochondrial respirasome assembly. NCBI's taxonomy places the organism in Eukaryota, Metazoa, Chordata, Actinopteri, Cyprinodontiformes, Fundulidae. Bases 139 to 417 code for a protein of 92 amino acids. The record is from RefSeq and is a predicted model, not a curated record. Gene Ontology annotation, cellular component: mitochondrion.
GCGUACGUCAGAGACAUUUAUAUCACAGCCUUGCCGGUUAGUACUUCCGUUCAGUGCGAACUGUUGUCGCUAGUUCUCACGAAGCUUGUUCGACUUUUUCUUUUUUGUACGAAUCUCUCCUAAAGCAACGCAGUCACAAUGUCUUAUGAAGAAGGGAAUGACUCAAAGUUUGUGCGGAAGGUGAAGGAAAAUCCCUUUGUCCCAAUAGGGAUGGCUGGAUUCGUUGCCAUUGUUGGACACCAGCUGUAUAAAAUGAAGAGUCGAGGGGACACAAAAAUGUCAGUGCACCUGAUCCACAUGCGUGUAGCUGCACAAGGCUUUGUGGUUGGAGCCAUCACAGUAGGAGUCCUUUAUUCAAUGUACAAUCAGUACAUUAGGCACCCCAAAGACGACCACGUCUCUGAGCAACACAAGUGAACUAGGACUCUUACAGAUUUCUGUGUCUUUAAUACUUUAUCAUUUGUAGAUGUGUCUUCAGAAGCUAAUCAAUGACUAAAAACCAACCAAUGAGCUUCUAGGUGUAAUAUUCUGUGCUUCACUCUGUGUUUGCCACUGCAAACAUAGCUGGGGGGAUGCUUGUGUGGAAGAUGACAAUACUGAUAUAUUUUCCUGUUGUUUCAAUAGAAUUCAGUAGCAGAUAUUUUUGUGAUUUGUUUGUAUUGAAAUGCCAAAUUAAAAACAUUAGCAAUUUUGCCCGCCUUUUUUUUCCAUCCCUAAGGCAAUCUUUAACCGAUUUCUACACACUGACAUAGGAAAAAAACUUAAUAUAAUGUAUAUAAAUUUAUUUUUACAGUACAUCAAGUGGUUUGCAGAAUUGUUUUUCAUUUCUGUUCUGUAAUGUAUCCUACCAAGGUUGUUAGUUUCUCAGUAUUUUUUCUCAUAUUUUUUGGCUUCUAUUCAUUUUGAAUGCAGUUGAAUCUGUUUAAUAAUAACCCUUAAUUAAAGUAUUUACAUAGCUGAUUAUUAAUAUGUAGCAACUACAUAGCAGGCUGUUUGUGAAAGUCACUUUCAUUUCCUGAAAUAUCUAAAUCUGUGUGUACACACCUCUGUAGUGUGCUUUUAAUGAAAAUUAUUUAUUCUUAGUUUUAAGCUAUAUACUAUAACAUACACAGACAGUUGUUAAAUGCGCUUCUGGCAGCUACAGGAUGGAGUUAAUGUUUCAGAAUUGUCACCCUUCUUUUUUCAUUAAAUAAAUUCAUCCUCCCUAACUAAGAAAA